Capronia coronata CBS 617.96 is the source of this 3153-nucleotide messenger RNA. Its product is annotated as Ca2+-transporting ATPase. Gene Ontology annotation, cellular component: endoplasmic reticulum; plasma membrane; Golgi membrane. The record is from RefSeq and is a predicted model, not a curated record. Gene Ontology annotation, molecular function: ATP binding; P-type calcium transporter activity; ATP hydrolysis activity. The coding region runs from base 1 to 3153 and encodes 1050 amino acids. The transcript has 2 exons. Gene Ontology annotation, biological process: intracellular calcium ion homeostasis; manganese ion transport; calcium ion transmembrane transport. NCBI's taxonomy places the organism in Eukaryota, Fungi, Ascomycota, Eurotiomycetes, Chaetothyriales, Herpotrichiellaceae.
AUGUCAACAUUAUCCGUACCUGCGCUGCCCAUAUACAACUCAGAAUCCCCGACAAAGCGAUCACGAAGCCGAAGCCCAGCGCCUUUCGCGGAUACGUCCUCCUCAAUAACCUCCUCCUACGCUCUCCUCACCCCUGACCAGACCGCCGACCGGUUAGAAACCUCGCUCACCCAUGGGUUAUUGCAGAGCGAGGCACAUGCGAGACUUGCAGAAGAUGGGCCCAAUGAGUUGCCCCAUGAAGAGGAGGAGCCCCUCUGGCUAAGGUUUCUGAAGCAAUUCAAAGAACCGCUCAUUGUACUCCUACUUGCCUCGGCCGCGAUUUCGCUUGUCAUCGGUAAUAAAGAUGACGCUGUCAGCAUUGCACUUGCGGUCACCAUUGUCGUCACAGUCGGGUUUGUUCAGGAAUACAGGUCGGAGAAGAGUCUGGAGGCAUUGAAUCGCCUCGUACCUCAUCACGCCCAUGUCAGGCGCACUGGGCUGAGAUCAAGGACACACGGUAGCAGGCAUACGAUCGAGAACGACGAGGUUGAGCUAGAGCCAUUGGCCAACGGCGCCACCCCCGAGGAGAAAACGUCUACAACUAUACUUGCCUCUCAACUGGUGGUGGGAGAUCUGGUUAUCUUUUCUACUGGCGACCGUAUUCCUGCGGAUAUUAGGAUCACACGCUCGGCGGACCUAACUAUCGAUGAGUCCAACUUGACCGGUGAAAAUGAGCCCGUGGAGAAGCAUGCGGCUGCUCUUGACAGGGCUGCCCCAAGAUCUGAGCACCAUGGCACUCCGGAGCCGCUCAAUGCUGCCGGUACAGUAGGGGCAGACGUCCGGCUCAACGAGCAGCACAAUAUUGCCUUUAUGGGCACAUUGGUCCGGUCAGGCCAUGGCGAAGGUAUUGUCAUCGCAACAGGAGGAAACACUGAGUUCGGGACCAUUUCUUUGUCGCUCCAGGGAAUCGAGGCGCCGCGGACACCUCUGCAGCAUUCCAUGGAUCUACUUGGAAAGCAGCUCAGUUAUAUGUCAUUUAUUGUCAUCGGUAUCAUUAUGAUGAUCGGUCUUCUCCAAGGCAAGAAACUACUGGAUCUCUUCACCAUUGGAGUGUCACUGGCAGUUGCUGCAAUUCCAGAAGGGCUGCCAAUCAUCGUCACGGUGACACUGGCUCUCGGAGUAUUGAGAAUGGCCAAGCGAGGGGCUAUAGUCCGAAAGCUCCCAAGCGUCGAGACGCUCGGCUCUGUCAAUGUGGUUUGCAGUGACAAGACAGGAACACUGACUAUGAAUCAUAUGACCGUGACGAAGAUGUGGCAUUUCGAUGCCUCGCAGCCGUUUACUGUCGACACCGCGGCAGAGCCCACCUCUGCUACUAAAGCCGUUCUUCGCAUUGGCAACAUCGCAAACAACGGUCGAUUAUCGCAUGCGACUACCGGAACCCCAGCAACGGCCGCCUCCGCCGCUGUACUGUCCUCUACUAGAGACCGCUCGUCCACGAACAUCAGGAGCCGAUGGCUUGGCCAGCCUACCGACAUUGCAAUGUUAGACCUGAUGGACGCGUUCGGAGAAGACGAUAUCCGUGAACAGAUCGGUCAUCGGACGUUGGAGACCCCGUUUAGCUCGGAACGAAAGUGGAUGGGCGUGGUCAUUGGGAAUCCCCUUGGGGAGCUGACCAAUGGACAUGCUAUCGGCUCUGAGACGGCUUAUGUUAAAGGGUCUAUCGAACAGGUGCUCGGCCGGUCAGACACUUAUUUGACCAAGGACGGUCAAGAGGUGAUUCUUGACGAGGUUCGUCGCCAGCAAGCGUAUGCAGCCGCCCAGGCAAUGGCCGAGGAAGGCCUCCGAGUCAUUGCCUUCGCGAGCGGGGUGAUCAGGAGCAAGCACAGACAAGCCAGCAGGAGCUCGACGCCUUCUCGAGGGGACAACAAGCCGGACGAGACGGAUGUCUUCAAUGGCCUAUGUUUUGCAGGCUUGGUGGGAAUGAACGAUCCGCCUCGCAAGGACGUGCAUAGGUCUAUCAGACGGCUGAUGAACGGGGGAGUGAAAGUCAUCAUGAUUACCGGUGAUGCUGAGACGACGGCCGUGGCGAUUGCGAAAAAGCUGGGUAUGCCCAUCAACCCAGCAUCCUCGACUUCAAGGUCGGUCCUUCGAGGUGACGAGCUCGACCGCAUGUCGGAGCAGGAGCUGUCGGAGGCGAUCGGCAAGACAACCAUAUUCGCUCGAACCAGCCCAGAUCACAAAAUGAAAAUCGUUCGCGCGCUUCAGGCGCGAGGAGAUGUUGUAGCCAUGACAGGAGAUGGGGUCAACGAUGCACCGGCCUUGAAGAAAGCCGACAUUGGGAUUGCCAUGGGCAUGCUCGGGACCGACGUUGCCAAGGAAGCUGCCGAUAUGAUAUUGACCGACGACGACUUCUCCACGAUCCUCAGAGCCAUUGAACAAGGCAAAGGCAUAUUCUUUAACAUCCAAAACUUCAUCACCUUUCAACUGAGCACCAGUGUCGCAGCUCUGUCGCUGGUACUGCUAAGCACCAUGUUUGGGUUCAAGAACCCCCUCAAUGCUAUGCAGAUCCUCUGGAUCAACAUCUUGAUGGAUGGGCCGCCUGCCCAGUCCCUCGGGGUUGAGCCAGUCGAUCCCCGGGUAAUGACACAGCCGCCACGGCCCCGAAACGCCAAUGUGCUUACCAAACGUCUCAUCCGCCGGGUCCUCACGUCCGCCCUUAUCAUCAUGGUGGGUACGUUGUCAGUAUACAUCCACGAAAUGGUGGAGAUGGAUGACCCAACAGCCGCCGCCCCUGACAACGGCGCACCUCUUCGCGCCCGGGUGGUCACCAAACGUGAUACCACCAUGACUUUCACGACUUUCGUCCUCUUUGACAUGUUCAACGCCCUCACUUGUCGAUCAGAAGCCAAGUCUGUAUUAUUCGGGGAAAUCAAAAUUUUUGGAAACAAAAUGUUCAACUACGCAGUGGCAGGCAGUCUUGCAGGACAGCUCUGUGUCAUAUAUCUACCGUUUCUGCAACGAGUCUUUCAGACCGAGGCGUUGGGUUUGAGGGACAUCUUCAUACUGGUGUGCAUAGCGAGCUCUGUUUUCUGGGCUGAUGAGUUUCGAAAAUGGGUCGAGAGGAGGCGGGCUCUCGGCCUGAUGCCAACCGUUGGGUAUUCGGGCAGUGUGUAG